UGCGUGGCUAGUGUGCAGCCCAGCGAGGCUCGUAAUCCGGUCUGCUGCGUGGAGUUCGAUCCUUUUGGUGGGGCCUUGGUGGCCGUCGGAUGUGCGGACCGGAGGGCAUACGGGUACGAUGUGCGGAAAAUGGUGGACCCGGUUUUGGUCUUCGACGGGCAUAGGAAGACCGUGACUUAUGUCCGGUUUAUCGACGGGUGUACGGUUGUGACAGCUGGCACGGACGGGUGUUUGAAGCUGUGGGACACGGAGGAUUCGCGGGAGAUUCGGACGUACAAGGGGCACACAAAUAAUCGGAGCUUUGUCGGGUUAUCGGUGUGGAGGAAUGGGGGGCUAAUCGGGUGCGGGUCAGAGGAUAAUAGGGUGUAUGUGUACGAUAAGAGGUGGGGCGAGCCCAUUUGGCUGCAUGGGUUUGGAGCGGUGGGUGAGGGUAGUAGUGGUGGGUGCGAUGAGGAGCUUGGGUUUGUGAGCAGCGUUUGCUGGAGGCAAGUUGACGAGGAGCAAUGCACACUUAUCGCUGGUGGGUCGGAUGGGGAUUUGCAGGUUUUUUUGGGCAGAAGAAAGCCAUUAAUGUUGGAUUAUUAGCAUUUUAACAGCUUUCAUCUCCCAUUAUCCUACUCCAAAUAUUCAUUUGCUGAAAAUUCAAUUAAUUGUUGCAUAUGGAGAGAAGUACUGCUACGAGAAAGUUAAUUUUAGCAGAAAUUAAUAGAAAAAA
Molecule: messenger RNA, 715 nt
Organism: Prunus avium (sweet cherry)
Lineage: Eukaryota; Viridiplantae; Streptophyta; Magnoliopsida; Rosales; Rosaceae
Source: RefSeq, a predicted model, not a curated record